Molecule: messenger RNA, 2628 nt
Organism: Rhineura floridana
Lineage: Eukaryota; Metazoa; Chordata; Lepidosauria; Squamata; Rhineuridae
Gene: EXOSC6
Product: exosome component 6
Exons: 1
Coding region: 90-941 (283 amino acids)
Biological process (GO): nuclear mRNA surveillance; poly(A)-dependent snoRNA 3'-end processing; rRNA catabolic process
Cellular component (GO): nucleolus; cytoplasmic exosome (RNase complex); nuclear exosome (RNase complex)
Source: RefSeq, a predicted model, not a curated record
GGCCGGCAGGGGGCGUGUCUGGGUAGGUCGGUGGGCGGCUUCCUUUUCUCCUUCCCUUUCCGGGGCCAGGCGUGUCACAAGCGGAGGCCAUGCCGCUCGACCACAGACGAGUGCCGGGUCCGGAGGAGUCCCAGACGCCGCUGUUGUUCGUGCCCGCAGGAGCCAAGGAUGGCGAAAAGGCAGCGGACGCCAGCCGGGAUCCGUCGGCCCUGCAGCCUCUGUUCGCCCGCGUAGGGCUGCUGAGCCAAUCCAAAGGCUCGGCCUACGUGGAGCUGGACGGCGGCACCAAAGUACUGUGCGCCGUGGCCGGGCCGCGCGAAGCAGGCAGUGCCGGAGCGAGUAUCUCCGGCGAGCCCCGCGGCCGGCUGGUGUGCGAGUUCCGCCGGGCGCCCUUUUCUGGGCGCGGAGCCCGCAUCCGGCCCAGCGAGCGGGAGCCCGAACUGGCCUUGGCGCUGCAAGAAGCGCUGGAGCCAGCCGUGCGCUUGGCGCGCUACCCCCGGGCACAGCUGGAAGUAAGCGCGCUCAUCCUACAAGACGGUGGUUCGACGCUGGCAGCCGCGCUGUGCGCCGCUGGGCUGGCCCUGGCCGACGCGGGCAUCGAACUUUACGACCUCGUGGUGGCCUGCGCGCUCUGCCGGACGCCGGGACCCUCGGGGGGAGAGUGGCUGCUGCAGCCCACGGAGCCCGAAGAGAGCGCCGCCGCCGCCCGCCUCACUGUGGCGCUCCUGCCCUCUCUCAACCAGGUGGCCGGGCUACUGGGCAGCGGCGAGGGCGGACCCCCCGACAGCUGGGCUCAAGCCGUGCGCCUGGGCCUCGACGGCUGCCAGCGCCUUUAUCCGCUGCUGCGCCAAAGCCUCCUGCGCGCUGCAAAGCGCAGGACCCCUGCGACCCAAGUGCCUUCGGAUAUGGACUCAGCUGAGCCUCCCGCCGCCACCGCCUGACCGGCGCGCCUUUUUUAAAAGACCUUUGGGGGGUCUUAUUUGCUGUACUGUGUGCCCCCAAGGGGAAGCUGGUCGGUCUCUUCAGUGCUGCUAAAGGGAAGGGUUUUUUUUCUACCCCGUGGAUGUCUCUGUGGGCAUCUGCCCUUUCGUGUUAAUGUUCCUGUUUCCAGGAUUGGAACUUCCUCUCCCCAAAUUGGAUGAAUGCGACUUGCCACCCUCCCUUGCAGUGAACUUACAGCCGCAGACCGUAUGAUGGCAAUUCAGAGGGAAGAGACCAAAGGCUCCCCUACCCGCAUCUAAGCAUCAGCCUUCCCUUUCACAGCAGGAUUGGUAGUUAUCAGUAUGAGAAAAUCGCUGUAGUCGGGCAGUGCUGAAAGGCACUUUCUGAAACAGAGCAACUAAGCAGAAAAUACGCAUGCUGGCAAAUACUGUAUGAAAGAACUGCUGAUAAGCAUUUGGCUUCAGUAGAUUCCCAAAAGACUUGAGGGGUGGUGGUGAUUUUUCCCAUUAAUUUCAAACUAGGUCUCAAAAAAAAGUUUGGUUAUUUGCUGCUGGUUGAAUCCAAUGUUCUGCCUUUGUCUUGAGUUUUUAAAUUGUUGGUGCUUGAUGUGAAGAUGUGUGUUUAUUCAUUAAUCCAGCUAUGCUGCCGUUUUUCUUGGCACUGAAAUUCCUAAGUUUAAAAAUGUUAACACUUGAAAAAUGUUAAGGAACAAAAUGUGUCAAUUCCUCUGUGUGUGUGUGCACAUUCUUGCAUCCCGCUUCUUAACACACUUACUUGGUAGCAAGUUCCAUUCAUUUCAAAGGAGUUUCUUUCCAAGUCAGUGUUCUUUGCACUGAGGCAAUUAUAAAUAAGGUAAGAUAUUUCUCAUGACAAUUGCUGGCUGCAUUUUUUAAAAACACCUUGCUUGCAAAACAGAAAAAAAACUUUGCAUUUUUCCUCAGGAUUCUUUUGUCUUGGGAAAUUUGUUAAGUUUAUAUCCAUUUUAUUUCCUGUUCUAGAUCUAAUUGGCUAAAUAUUUGCUACUGUGUAUUAGACCAGUAUUCUUCAGAUUUUGACAUUAUUGGACUACAGCUCCCAUCAUCCCACUAGCUAAACUGGCUAGGGAUGAUGGGAGUUGUAGUUUAACAUCUGGCAACCCAGUGUAGAAGAACACUGUUUAGACUACUACUUUAAAGCUUUUGCAAACCAAUAGCAUAAUAAAGUCUGUGUAACCUUUUUCUGUUAAAAGACCAACCUCAAAUGGGUAUCAUAAAAGCUAAUGUGCUUUCUUCCUGCAGAGAUGAUGGAUGUGAGUCAGUAAAUCAGGAAAGGGGAGCUUUGGCCCAGAUGUUGCUGAACUACACCUCCCGUCAUCUCUGGACAUUGGCCAGGUUUGCUAGGGCUGAUGGGAAUUAUAAUUCAGCAACAUCUGGAGGGCCAAAGGUUCCACACUUACAGUAACUGGAUUAGGUCGUGGUGCAUGCAGAGUGUGAUAAGUGAAUUUGGCAACAAGUUAUAGGUUCGCUAUGCUGUAACCAUCUCCAAUACACAAUCUGCCCCUGACCUGAAUACAUUCUUACUUGGUCUGAUCUACUAGGACUUGUGGUUUUACACUCAGGGCUUCAGAACUUGUUUUUCAUGAAGAAAAGUUUAUUGGCUACUUGUAAUAAGGCCUCUUGUAAUUAAAAUGCACUGUUUUGCUUAGAA